Molecule: messenger RNA, 318 nt
Organism: Aspergillus mulundensis
Lineage: Eukaryota; Fungi; Ascomycota; Eurotiomycetes; Eurotiales; Aspergillaceae
Exons: 3
Coding region: 1-318 (105 amino acids)
Source: RefSeq, a predicted model, not a curated record
AUGGCCAUAUACGAAACCACCACCCCAAGUUCCGAGGCUGAAACUGACGCUCACUACUACAUGCCCGUAAGGCUGAGACUCACGCACGAGCGGAGGGAUCCCGCGGACUUACGAAUCACUGCAUGCGUUCGUCCAAUGCGCGCCUGUUGCGAUCUGGACUUCGCGAUUCGGAUUCUAGUUCAACGCGAGGAAAGGUUGGGGCUGAAAUGCCGGAGUGAGCCUGUGAGGGUGACGGUGGGCGAAGACGAGGGCGAAGGCGACGACGAUGUGCCACUCCUUACAGCUGCCUGCGAUGCUAUCACAUCCUCGAGUCCAUGA